Molecule: messenger RNA, 715 nt
Organism: Ilex paraguariensis (yerba mate)
Lineage: Eukaryota; Viridiplantae; Streptophyta; Magnoliopsida; Aquifoliales; Aquifoliaceae
Source: the annotation of a GenBank genome assembly
AUGUCUUCCCCAGUGGAUGUCGAUGAAUCGGUGGAGAUCUCAAUCUUUAAUACGAUCGAUUUUCGUUUGCACCGACUUUUCACGGAGGAAGUAAGUUAUGGAUAUCAACCACCAGAACUGGAGGAAGAGGUUUGCAAGAUCGUUGGAAUUAAAUCUCAUGCUUGUUUUCGCGGCUACGGCUUGCCCUUAUCAUUAUUUUUCGGACUGGGCGAGCUCUACGGGAUAUCUCUCCAUGUUGCUGCGAGGAGAGGCAGAGUCGGGGUUAUGAAGGAAAUCCUCGAUGCAAGCCCUGAGGAAGUGGAAUUGGUGAACCAAAGAGGCGAGAAUUGUCUUCACAUCGCCGUUUUGUAUAAUCAAGAAAGAGCAGUACGGUUCUUGGUGGAUUGGCUUGCUAAAAAUAGAGAUUACGACCAUUUGAUUGAUGGGAAGGAUUCCGAUGGAAAGACACCUCUUCAUCUUGCCGUUUCAAGAAAACAAAUCAAGGAAAGGUUUUUUUUUUUUCCCCAAUUCCCUUUUAUUCUUUGUUGAAGGAUACUAAAAUCAUCUUCCUCCUCUUGAAAACGAAACACAUUUUAGGGGGAAUUAAGCUCUGUUUGACAGCAUAUUGCACAUCUUAGGAGAAGAAAUUUCAGGGGCGACCAAGUAUUUACUAAUUACUCGAUUGUGGAGUAUAUUUUGCAAGCCUUCUUUUGAUUUUAGAAGUUUUACUUUCUUG